AUGAUUGUGGGAACAGCCCUCUUCCAGUCUAGCAGCUAUGGCAAAGAGGACAAGCUGCUCUGCUGUCUUGGUGAGGAAGCCUCUGAGCCUGGUGUCUCGAGUUUCACAGAGGCCCUGCACCGCCCCUAUGGCUGUGAUGUUGAACCCCAGGCACUGAACGAAGCCAUCAGAUGGAGCUCCAAGGAGAACCUGCUUGGAGCCACUGAGAGCGAUCCCAAUCUCUUUGUUGCACUUUAUGACUUUGUAGCAAGCGGUGACAACACGCUCAGCAUCACCAAAGGCGAGAAGUUGCGAGUCCUGGGCUACAACCAGAACGGUGAAUGGAGUGAGGUACGUUCGAAGAACGGGCAGGGCUGGGUACCCAGCAACUACAUCACACCAGUGAACAGCCUGGAAAAGCACUCGUGGUACCACGGGCCGGUGUCCCGCAGCGCAGCAGAGUAUCUGUUGAGCAGCCUCAUCAAUGGCAGCUUCCUGGUCCGGGAAAGCGAGAGCAGCCCAGGGCAGCUGUCCAUCUCGCUCAGGUACGAGGGACGUGUUUACCACUACAGGAUCAAUACCACCUCAGAUGGAAAGGUAUACGUGACAGCAGAAAGCCGUUUCAGCACACUGGCAGAGCUGGUGCACCAUCACUCCACAGUAGCAGAUGGACUGGUGACAACUUUGCAUUACCCAGCACCCAAGUGCAAUAAGCCCACUGUCUAUGGAGUGUCCCCCAUCCACGACAAGUGGGAGAUGGAGAGGACUGACAUCACCAUGAAGCACAAACUGGGGGGAGGGCAGUACGGCGAGGUGUACGUCGGUGUCUGGAAGAAAUACAACCUCACAGUUGCUGUGAAAACAUUAAAGGAAGAUACCAUGGAGGUGGAGGAGUUCUUGAAAGAAGCUGCUGUGAUGAAGGAGAUCAAGCACCCAAACCUAGUGCAGUUGUUAGGUGUGUGUACCCUGGAGCCACCCUUUUACAUUGUGACAGAAUACAUGCCAUAUGGGAACCUGCUCGACUAUUUACGGGAAUGCAAUCGGGAGGAAGUGAGUGCUGUUGUGCUACUCUACAUGGCCACCCAGAUCUCCUCUGCCAUGGAGUACCUGGAGAAGAAGAACUUCAUUCACAGGGACCUGGCAGCACGGAACUGCUUAGUUGGAGAAAAUCAUGUGGUGAAGGUGGCUGACUUUGGCUUAAGUCGCCUUAUGACUGGAGAUACCUACACAGCUCAUGCUGGAGCCAAGUUCCCAAUCAAAUGGACAGCUCCUGAGAGCCUGGCCUAUAACACCUUUUCCAUCAAAUCGGAUGUGUGGGCCUUUGGGGUGCUGUUAUGGGAAAUUGCUACCUAUGGGAUGUCACCAUACCCAGGCAUUGACCUCUCUCAGGUGUAUGAUCUGCUGGAAAAGGGCUAUCGGAUGGAACAACCAGAGGGGUGCCCUCCAAAGGUUUAUGAACUGAUGAGGGCAUGUUGGAAGUGGAACCCACCAGACCGACCUUCCUUUGCUGAGACCCACCAGGCCUUUGAAACCAUGUUCCAUGACUCCAGCAUCUCAGAGGAGGUAGCAGAGGAGCUUGGAAGAACAGCUUCCUCCUCAUCCAUAGUUCCUUACUUGCCUCGGUUACCCAUGCUUCCCUCCAAGACUAGAACACUGAAGAAACAGGCAGAGAACAAGGAGAACAUUGAAGGAACACAAGAUACUGUGGAACACUCAACUUCCAGCUCAGCACCAGGUUUCAUCAGAAGCUCACAGCCAGCAGGCGGGUCUCCCGCGCUGCCCCGCAAGCAGAGGGACAAGUCACCCAGCAGCCUGUUGGAGGAUGCCAAAGAGACCACGUUCACCAGGGACAGAAAAGGUGGCUUCUUCAGCUCCUUCAUGAAGAAGAGGAACGCUCCCACACCUCCCAAGCGCAGCAGCUCCUUCCGGGAGAUGGAGAAUCAGCCCCAUAAGAAAUACGAGCUGACGGGUAACUUUUCAUCUGUUGCUUCCUUGCAGCAGGUGGAUGGGUUCUCUCUACCUCCCGUGCAGCAGGAUGCAAGCCUGGCACCACCCAAGUGCUAUGGUGGGGGCUUUGUGCAGAGGACCUUCUACAAUGAUGAUGGCACUGGUACCAGCAGUGGUGGGGGCAUAAGCACUGGUGGUGGGUGGUCGGGCAUCACUGGCUUCUUCACACCACGCUUGAUUAAAAAGACACUGGGUUUACGAGCGGGAAAACCCACUGGCAAUGAAGAAGCUUCAAAGCCUUUUCCAAGGUCAAACUCUACAUCUUCCAUGUCCUCAGGGCUUCCAGAGCAGGAUAGGAUGGCAAUGACCCUGCCCAGAAAUUCCCAGAGGUCAAAAAUGCAGCUGGAACGGACAGUGUCCACCUCCUCUCAGCCCGAUGAGAGCACAGGGAGGGCCAAUGACCUGCUUCCCAAAAGGUUUGAAGAAGGCCCUGCCUUGACCAGAGAGAGACCAAAAGCCAAACUCUUGCCAAGGGGCGCCACAGCGCUCCCUUUCCGAGCCCCCUCUGGAUCAGAAGAAAAGGAGGGUCCAGGGCUAGCAGCAGCUCCUAAGGGCAAAGAAAAAAACAGUGGCCCACGUCAAGUGGUCCCUGAGGAUGGCGAGAGACCGGGGUGGUCAUCUCCAGUAAAGGCUGCAGCAAUACUUCCAACCACUCAUAACCACAAAGUGCCAGUCCUAAUCUCACCCACUCUAAAACACUCUCCAGCAGACGUGCAGCUCAUUGGCACAGACUCUCAGGGUAAUAAAUUUAAGCUCUUAUCUGAGCAUCAGGUCACUUCUUCUGGCGACAGGGACCGGCCCAGACGGGUAAAACCAAAGUGUGCUCCACCUCCACCACCAGUGAUGAGGCUCCUGCAACAGCCACCUGCCUGCUCUGAGGCAGCAGAAGAGCUGAACAACGUGGCGGGAGCGCAGCAAGGACUGGAAUCCAGCGAAGGGACUAAGAAGGCGGCAGCAGCAGCAGCACCUGUUGGUGGAAAAUCUGGGAGGCCGGUGGUGCCUCCACCUCAAGUGCCUCUGUCCUCGUCUUCCACCUCCCCGGUGAAAAUGGCCAAUGGCUCGGCCGGAGCGAAAGUCACGCUACGAAAGACCAAACAGGCAGCUGAGAAAAUCUCCGCCGACAAAAUCAGCAAGGAAGCGCUGCUGGAGUGCGCGGAUCUCCUGUCGAGCGCCAUCGCCGAGCCCACGCCCAACAGCCAGCUGGUGGACACGGGGCACCAGCUGCUGGAUUACUGCUCAGGCUACGUGGACUGCAUCCCCCACACACGCAACAAAUUCGCCUUCCGGGAAGCCGUGAGCAAACUGGAACUCAGCCUGCAGGAGCUGCAGGUGUCCUCAACAGCUGCUAGUGCCCCUGGGGCAAACCCCGUCCUUAAUAACUUAUUGUCAUGUGUCCAGGAAAUCAGCGACGUGGUGCAAAGGUAG
This is a messenger RNA of Chaetura pelagica (chimney swift), 3411 nucleotides long. RefSeq names its product ABL proto-oncogene 2, non-receptor tyrosine kinase (gene ABL2). The record is from RefSeq and is a predicted model, not a curated record. Gene Ontology annotation, biological process: regulation of apoptotic process; protein phosphorylation. NCBI's taxonomy places the organism in Eukaryota, Metazoa, Chordata, Aves, Apodiformes, Apodidae. The coding region runs from base 1 to 3411 and encodes 1136 amino acids. The transcript is spliced from 11 exons. Gene Ontology annotation, molecular function: ATP binding; non-membrane spanning protein tyrosine kinase activity; protein binding.